AUGCUCGAAUGGUAUCCUCCGCCAGGCUCUGACGGGCAUCUGCUCUUAAAAAUAAACAUCGCCUUCAUUGCUGUUUCUACCGUCAUUGUAGCGACGCGCCUAAUAAUAAGAGGGUUCGUCAUUCGCAGUCUCGGGAUCGAUGACCUAGUCUCUACCAUCGCGCUUUCACUUUCUCGGCAAUGGAAAUCCAAGGUUGGAAUCUCCUUUCCUGACACAUUUGGGCAGCCUCUAACCUUCUCAGCCGUCUUCAAUGGAUCAGGAACACGAUUGGACGAGGUCCCACCAGACAAGCUUGUCAAGUUCUUCAAUUCAUACAAGACUAAAAGACAGCAGAUGCUCCCAAUAGAGAGAUUACUCUACUUCUGGGCGAUCGGGUUUGUGCGGCUCUCCGUGGUUGCCUUCUAUCCUCGCCUUAAAUGCAACGACAGAUGGUUCACUUGGAGUAUCUACAUCAUCGUCUUCGUUAUUGUUGCCAGCACGAUUAUCCCCUUCUUCUGGUUCCUGGCCAACUGUAAGCACAUCCCUGAUGAGUGGGAUCAUUCGGCCCCGAACAGAGAAUGCCGCGGUAUAUGGCCACAACUAUGGAUGUUGAAUGGAAUCUGUGUCGUAGGAAUCGCCCUCGACCUCUGUCUACUCGCCGUCCCGAUCGUGGUGAUUUGGAAAUCGAUGAAGUUUUCCAAUAAGCUACCUCAAGUGCUCCUGGUGUUCUCCGUCGGCAUUUUUGCAAUGAUUACUUCGGUGGUCCGCUUGGUUAUCAUGUGUACUACCGACUACACAACAAAUGUGACCUACAAGAUGAUCACCAUUGGUCUCUGGACAAGUCUUGAAGGUCACGUUGGGCUCUGGACCGCCUGUUUUCCGGCUCUUCAGCCUCUUCUCCGAGAUAUUGGCCGUUUCUGGUUCGGCUUACUAGGUACAGGCGGGUCACUCAAGAAAGGUACUGGGAUGUCAAACCUCAUCGAGAACUCUGAGGUGAACAGUCGCAAUAUUUCAGUUGUGUAA
Molecule: messenger RNA, 1002 nt
Organism: Clonostachys byssicola
Lineage: Eukaryota; Fungi; Ascomycota; Sordariomycetes; Hypocreales; Bionectriaceae
Source: the annotation of a GenBank genome assembly